GUUAACCAAGGAAGCACAAUUAAAUUCAACCAGAGAAGCUAGUUGUACAGCAUUCCCACCAACCACAUAUUAAAUAGUGGGAGUGAGUAACCGAAGGAAGCAACGCAACCAAAUAAACCCAAGAAUAGAUUCUAGAUCUAAGCUCUCCCACUUGCUUCUCUGCAUAAUUCAUUCCUUCAUUUAUUUCCAUAAAAAGGGGAAAUGAGCUCUAGUAAUCUAGAGUUUGCACUGAGAUGUAUGGUCACUGGUCAAACAUUGUUCCCAACUAGAAAUUGAACUCAAUAUUUUUCGAAUGCAAGUUUUGAAGAUUUCAGGCGAUAGAAACUUGUAAGAGGAUGGCAUGUGAUUAUUUUGACAAGAUUCAAGAAAUCACAAUUAUAUCAACUAUGAUUUCUUUGAUUAAACAUAUAAGGUAUGUUGUCUAUAGUAUAGAAAAGAUUUUUAAGGAGUUUGUUUUAUUUGACCUCGAAUGUUAUAAUAAGAAUUAUAAUUCUCUAUUAUUAGCUUAAGAGUUCUAUAUCUAUCAUCAUAUAAUAACAUUUUAUACUCUGGAAAUUACUUCAAUAAUCUUUUCACUACUAAAAAUAUUACAUUCACUACGCCAAAAAUGAGUUUUACAAGCGCACCUUAGACAACGCUUUCUUCCAAAAGCGCUGCUAUAGGUUAAAUAAAAAAAUAAAACACAGAAACAGUAUACGAAAAAAGUAAAAGCGCUGCUAAAAGGCCUACCUUAGACAGGGCUUUUUAUAAGCGCUUCUAAAAGGCAUACCUUAGACAACGCUUUUGAAAGGGCCGACCUUAGAUAGCGUUUUUCCCAUAAGCGCUGUUUAAAGUCAUGUAAAUUUUUUAAAAAAAAUUCUCAAAAGCGCUGCUAUAGGCCCAUAUUAGCCAGCACUUGCUAAAUGCAUACCUUAGCCAACGCUUUUUCUUCAAAGCGCUGUCUUAGGCGAAUUACAUUAGAACUAUUUAAAAAUAGAUUCUAAUCCCAAACAAAAAACCCUUACUUUUCUAUUCUGUAUCGGUCUUCUUCUCUCUCAGACGAAAAACCCUACAAAUCGAACCCAAAUCUUCAUCCAUUUCAACAUUUAUUCCAUCAACGUUCCAUCUCUACUUUUUUUCAACCUAAAAUUGCAUUUCGUUUUCGCGACCAACAUAUUUGAAGGAAAUUUCAUUUCGUUUUCGCGACCUAAAGUUCAAACUGUGAGGAAUUUCGUAGAAUUUCUCGUGUCGUACGCGUUCCAAAUUGAUUUCUUGCUCGUGAUUCACGACUUCACACAUUUUCCAACUGAAUUUGUUUGAGAUUCCCUCCUUCACGCUUCAGAUUUUGUGGUUUUUGUAGUGUUCAUGAUUAGCACCUCCACAAGACACAGUUCAGGUAUUCAUCUUUCAGAUUUAAAAUUAUAUUUAUGGAAUUAGGGGUUGUUGGGUAUAUAUUUUUAACAUUUUUUGUUCAGUUUUGAUUUAUGUUCAUGCGCUUCUGGUAAUUUGAUUACUCUUUUAUUGAUAUGGAUUAUUGUCUCUGAUAUAGAUUAAAUUUGUGUUCUACUAAUUUCUGGUAUUGAUAUAGAUUAUUGUCUCUGAUUAUUUGAUGUUUAACUGAAACCAGUCAGACUGACGUCAUCAGCAAACCACUGCUCCUCGCCAGAAAAUCGCUGCUCAGUUAACUGUCGUAAACGCCUCCACAGGUUAAUUAGAUGGCUAGUAACGAGGAUCAACCACAUGAUGAUGCUAUUGAUGAUGGAGAUCAUGAGAACAUUGUUGAUUAGGAAGCGGAAAUUAGAAGAGGAAUAACACUUAUGAAGAGAGUCAUUCGUGAUAGAGACCGAGGCAUACUAUUAGAUGCGCAUUGGAGCGAAAGUGGCCUACUAAUUGAGCCUAACGGUUCAAAGAUUACAAGUUUUAUUGGUGCACUCGUAAGGAAUGCAAUUCCAAUUACUUGUGAUGAUUGGAGAGAUACAAAUUUGAAAAAAGCUAAAGACAAACUUUGGAUUGAGAUACAGGUACCAUAUGUGUAUGUUUUUCGUAGAGGAGUUUCAACAACAUGGAGGAUAAUAGAAGAAAAAUUUGUCUCAAAUUGGCCGGAAGACUACUAAGAGGGUUUAGGACUUUUUUAACUAGGAGAUAUCUUAUGGAUGCGAAUAAAAAUUUUGUUGAUGCAGAGUAUCGAAAAAGAUAUAGCAGUUUGAUUUCACCUGAAGAAUGGGUAACGUUUAAAGUAAAACGAAAAAACCCAUAUUUUCGGAGUAGAAGUGAAACAAAUCGGCAAAGAGCACCAGGUCCCCCAUAUCCAUACAGAAAAGGGCGUAUGGGAUAUGGACGCUUAGAACAGUCUAUUUUAACAAGGGAGAGUAGUUAUGAAACAUCUGUUCUACCACAUGUUUUGUGGAAGGAAGCCUGUGUGGGAAAGGAUGGAGUUAUCAUAGAAGAUGUUCAAAAAGUUUUUGAAAAAUGCGAGACUCUAUCUCAGUCUAUAUCUCCAGAUGAAUGCAAUGAUUGCAGGAGCAUACUUAGCCGCGCAUUAGAUAUUCCUGAAUAUUCUGGUCGGGUGAGGGGUAAGGGAUUUGGAAUCACUCCAACAUCCUUAAAGAUGAAAAAACAGAAGGCUCCUAGCAAUAGAGAACUGCAGGAAACCUUGUAUGCACUACAAGCUGAAGUCCGUGAAUUGAAAAGGGAAAAAGAAUUAAGAGAGCAAGCUUCAGGUUGUAAAGCUACUAGUGACAAAGGUAGUAUCGAUUGUAAUUUUCAACCGAAUCUUCCAGAGGGCAUUUCACCUUGCCAACUCUACUUAUCGUCACCGACUUAUCAGAUGGUUGGCAAGGGAAAAGUGCAUAACACUUUGGGAGAAUUACUUCACACUAGACCGCUCCCUACGGGCUGUUUGAAAGUAUCGAUUGACAUUGCUUUAGAGAAGGAUGCGUUACUACCGCAUCCUGACGAUGUUUCGGAUGCCACAUUGGUGGGAGAUGCAAUAGGUUCGUUUGUUGCAUGGCCGUCAAGCCUCAUUAGUGUAGAUGAUGAGACUCCAACAAAAUCUAAAGCAAAAGACAAGGAGCCUCCGCAGAAAAUCGAGUCAGUUGCAUCACUAAAAGAGAUGCAUGCUAAAGAGAUUGAAGAUGUCAGUAAGGGUAAGAAGCCUGAAAAGGUUAUUGCUAAGAAGACCGCAACUAAGAAAAAAUCUACUCCCAAUAAGUUUAGGCCGUGCCUUUCACAUUUUUACAACUCUCUGAUAUUCCGCAAGGAAACACCCGUCUUGUACCUAUGGAGGAAGAUUUGUUUGGUAUUGAGCAUCAAGAAACAAUUAGUAUGGAAGAUUUUGAACAAAUUUUUGAACAUACGCAAUUAGGCCUCGGUGUUAUUGAUACAUACAUAAGGUUUUUGUAUGAAAAAUUGAUGCACCCGAGUGGAUUGAGGCAAAGAUUCGCUUUCUUAGCUCCCUUCAAUACCAACUUAGGGUUAAUCAUAUCUAAACCGGAUGAAGUCAUCGCGUAUGUACUCAACCAUUUUAUGGCCAACAUAAAUUCAGAAAAGUUGUUCUUUUUACCGUUUAAUACCGGCAACGGAGAAGUUGUAUAUUUUCUGGAUUCCUUACACAAUCCAAUUAGUACAUACGAAGCUAUGAAGGAGUUGGUUGAUACCGUUAUACAAGUUUUUCGAGCACAAAGAGGAAGUCAAGUACCAAAGAGUAAAGCCAACAACAUCA
This is a messenger RNA of Vicia villosa (hairy vetch), 3700 nucleotides long. RefSeq lists its product as uncharacterized. The transcript has 12 exons. NCBI's taxonomy places the organism in Eukaryota, Viridiplantae, Streptophyta, Magnoliopsida, Fabales, Fabaceae. Bases 2042 to 3343 code for a protein of 433 amino acids. The record is from RefSeq and is a predicted model, not a curated record.